AGAAAUAUGGUCCUUCUGUCGUCGAAACACAAAAUCGGAGUUUCAUAACUUGGAAUUUUUGCGACUAACGAUGGAGGAGUCUAACUAAUACGGAUUAUAUGAUAGUCGUUUAACUUUUCAUGACUUCUUUUAGAAGUUGUUCAAUUCCUGACUUAAAAUGUCGCACCUGUAUGUUAUGUUAUGCGUUUUACUACAAGGAAUUUUUGUAUUUUCCAAAGGUUGUGAACUACCUUGCAACAGUAAUCAAUUCCAAUGUAAAAACUGUCGAUGUAUUCUAGAGUCAGAUAAAUGUAACCACAUCAAUGACUGUGGUGAUAAUUCAGAUGAAAUGGAUAAAUGCACUUACAAGCCCUGUUUGGGGGACCAGAUGACCUGUGAUAACUACAAGUGUGUGAACCAGACCAGUGUUUGUGAUGGCAAGGACGACUGCGGGGACGCUUCAGAUGAGAAAGGCUGUGAUAGGGAGAAGUGUAGUCCCCAGGAAUGGCAGUGUCCAGAGUCCAAGCAGUGUAUCCCUAUUGGUAAACUGUGUACUGAGACCUCAGACUGUCCGCAGGGGGAGGAUGAAGGUCCCACCUGUAGUAGAACCUACUGUCAGCAGCUGUCAUGUGACUUCAGGUGUCAGGCCACACCCACUGGAGGGAUGUGUUUCUGUAACACUGGCUAUCAGAUAGACCCCAGGGACAACAGGACCUGCAUAGAUUAUAAUGAGUGCAAAACAUGGGGAUCAUGUGACCAGAAAUGCAAAAACUUUGAUGGUUACUACACAUGUGGCUGUUACCCAGGGUACAUACUGAACGGCAAGAAAUCCUGCAGAUCAACGGCUCCCCGAGCUUCAAUGAGAGUGUUUGUUGCUAUGGAGGACCACAUUUUCAGUAUGGAUGCCGACGGAAACGAUCACAAAGUGGUCAUCAAUGGGUCGGUGGAAGAUAUGGACUUUGAUGUCUACAACAACAAAAUGUUCUGGAUUGAUGAGGCCUCCAAAAAGAUCUUUACAAUAGACCUUCGAAAAAGUACAGAAAGGAAAGAAAUACUAGUGAAUGAUCUGUACAAGCCACAAAGCAUAGCUUAUGACUGGAUCAGCCAGAACUUGUAUCUGGUCGACCAGAGGGCCAAAGUUAUAGAUGUCAUAGAUCUGAAUUCUCAGCAUCAAACCAAUAUCAUCAGUGAUAAUAUCCAAGAUCCCAGGGCUCUGGCUAUUGAUCCACUCACAGGGUAUCUGUUUUUCUCAGACUAUGGUAGAAAGCCGAGACACAAGACUCGCAUUGAGCGCGCUUACAUGGACGGCAGUAAGAGGUUUUUACUGGUGAACAAGGACAUCAUCGCCCCCACCAGUAUCACUGUGGAUGCGGUCAACAAGAGGAUUUUCUGGACAGAUAGCAGACUAGAUCAUAUUCAGACGGUGGACUUCAGUGGGAGAUUCAGGUUUACAGUUCUAUCGAGUGGUAUUAAGAUUCCCAAUGCUAUUGGUCUGGCUCGUUUUGAGGAUAAGCUUUUCUGGGCUGAUGACACAAAGAUGGGAGUGUUGAAGGUAAAUAAGUAUGGGGACGAAGAUCCGCAGCAGAUAUUCCAAGAUCAGAAAAACAAACGACUCCGCAGCGUCAAAAUCUUCCAUCAGUCCAUUCAACACCAGAAAGACAGAACAAAUCCUUGUUCUGGUAACACUUGUGAGCACAUUUGUGUUUUGACACAUGUGAGGGAAAACCAUGGUCUAGGAUAUAAGUGUAUAUGUGCAAUAGGAUAUGAACUCUCUGACAAUGGGGUGAAUUGCACAAAAAUUAACAACUUCCUCCUGUUUGCUGCCAAGUAUUCAGCCAGGGGGAUUUCCCUGACCCCUCCCUCUGAUACUGCGUAUGCUGUGGAUGCCAUUCCUCAGUUAUUUGCCAAAGACACCGGUCACUUGGGUGUUAACUAUGUGGCUGUGGACUAUGAUGCCGAGGAUGAGAUGGUCUACUUCUCAGACAUCAGGAACUUUGCCAUCAUGAAAGCCAAAGUGGAUGGAUCUCUCCGACCCACAGCGCUGACAGUGAAGAAGGUACGCUCUGUGGAAGGGUUAAGUGUGGAUUGGGUCUCCAAGAACCUCUACUUCACCGACUUCUUCCAGGGCACUCUGUCUGUACUACGACUUAAGUCCCCAAAUGAGACGUUAGUCUUAAUGUCAGGGACUGGUAAACCAAGAUCAGUUGUUGUACAUCCACUGAAAGGCUGGUUAUUUUUCUCGGACUGGAUGAAGAAUACCAUGCAGAGUCCUUAUAUUGCCAGAACAUUUGGUGACGGCACUAAUAUGACCAAAAUUAGGAAGUACGAGCUGGGCUGGCCCAAUGGUCUCAGCAUAGACUUCCACACUGACCGACUCUUCUGGGUAGAUGCUUACUUUGACAGGAUACAGCAUUCAAACUUUGAUGGGGAGGAUGUGAAGACAAUAACUGGAGUUUCUAUUGCUCAUCCUUUUGGAAUAGUUGCAUAUAGAGGACAUGUAUAUUUCUCCGACUGGAAACUGGAGGCUAUCAUCAGAAUCAACAAAAAAGGGAACCAACAGGUCACACUGAGGAAAGGAAUUGAGUUCUUAAGAGACAUAACAAUUUAUGAUAAGGAUAUUCAACAGAAACCAGCUGAUCAUGCAUGUGUAAAGAGGAAUGGGGACUGCUCCCACUUCUGUUUCCCUGUGCCUUACUCGGGGGGUGUUCAAAGGCUGGGCAGGAAGUGUGCGUGUCCAUUCGGGAUGAAGCUGAAUGAGGACAUGAGGACCUGCCAGCAGGACGAGGAGGUGUUCAAGGAGGAGAAAUGUAGGGCAGGGUUCUUCACCUGUGACAACAAGCGCUGUGUUCCCAACACCUUUACUUGUGACCAGGAGAACGACUGUUUAGAUAAAUCGGAUGAAAAGAACUGCACAGAAGGAAAGACCUGUGGACCACAACAUUUCCAGUGUAAUAACAACCGUUGCAUUGACCUGAAGUGGAAGUGUGAUGGUGACAAUGAUUGUGGGGAUAGCUCAGAUGAAAUUGGUUGUUCCAAUAAAACUUGUGGUCCUACACAGUUCAGGUGUAAUAACACCCUGUGUAUUAAUAUGAGGUUUAAGUGUGAUACAGACAAUGAUUGUGGAGAUGGUUCUGAUGAAGGAGAAUUCUGUGGUACUCACACCUGUGAUGUGGACCACUUCCAGUGUGGGGACAAGCGAUGUAUAUACACCAGGAAGCUCUGUGACGGUCAGGAGGACUGUUACGAUGGAUCCGACGAGAAGGACUGUCCCCCUCUGAAGUGUGCGGACGGUAAAUGGACCUGUAAGAAGAGGCGACAGUGUAUACCUGAGAGGUACCAUUGUGACGGGGCUCCAGACUGUGAGGAUGAAACUGACGAGCUGGACUGUCCAACAAGAGGAGAAAAAACAUGUUUGGUGGAUGAGUUUAACUGCACACAGGGUGGGUGUAUUCCAAAGAGCUGGAAAUGUGACGGACAGCCCGAUUGUGAGGAUGGAUCAGAUGAACCUGACACUUGUCCUGAGCCUACGUGCUGGUCGGAUAGAUUCAGGUGUGCUAAUGGCCGCUGUAUCUCCCAGUCCUGGAUCUGUGAUGGAGACGAUGAUUGUGGGGAUAAUUCGGAUGAGGAUCAGAGUCUCACAUGCCCACCUCCUACCUUUAAAUGCCCCCAUUAUCAGUGGGAAUGUCCAGGGAAUUCCAGAGUGUGUAUAAAUAGAACAAAAGUUUGUGAUGGGAAUGCUGACUGUCCAAAUGGGGAUGAUGAAAGUCCUAUCUGUAAUACUGAUGAAUGUGGGGUAGAGAAUGGUCACUGUAACUUCCUAUGUAUCCAGACACCCAGAGGGGCCGAGUGUGUUUGUCCUGUGGGUCAGGUCUUAAAUGGAACCAAGGAGUGUGUGGAUGACAAUGAGUGUGAUCCCCCAGGAAAGUGUAGUCAGCACUGCAUCAACACCAAAGGAUCGUUUAAAUGUACCUGUGAUCCAGGAUAUGAACUCGUCAAUCAAACCACUUGUCUUGCAAAUAGAAAUGAGACUAAGCCUUACCUACUUGUGACCAGUCAGGAGGACCUGAUGAAGGCCGGCCUGGAUGUGAUGGAGCUGAGCAAUAUACAGCUCCCGGGGAUCAAGGCUCUGGCAGGCCUGGACGUUCAUGUACAGAAACAGCAUGUGUAUUUCUCAGACUCUUCUCUAAAGAAGAUAUUUAGGGUCAAUGCUGAUGGCAGCAAUCUGACAGAGGUAUUCCAAGUAGGAGUGAAUGUAGUAGAGGACCUUGCAGUGGACUGGAUUGGUGGAAACUUGUACUGGAAUGACUACGUUGUAGAGACCAUUGAAGUUGCCAAACUAGAUGGCAGCAUGAAGACAAUUCUGUUCAGCGAGAACAUAACUAACCCCCGCGGCAUUGAAGUGGAUCCCCGCAGUGGAGCUCGAUAUCUAUUCUGGACUGACUGGGGACAGAACCCAAAGAUUGAGCGGUCAGGAAUGGAUGGUAUUGGUAGAAAAGUGAUCAUUUCUGAGAACUUGUACUGGCCAAAUGGGCUGACACUGGACUACCCCAAUAGGAGAUUGUACUUUACAGAUGCCAGACUUGAUUUCAUCGAGUUCUGUAAUUAUGAUGGAUCUGGGAGAAGGAAGGUGUUUGCAAAUGAUCAUUUUUUGAGACAUCCCCAUGACCUGGUUGUGUUUGAGGAUUACAUGUACUGGACAGACAGGAUGGCAGGGCGUGUCUCCAAAUGCAAUAAGUUUGACUGUGCAGGUCGCAAUGUGGUGGUCAGCUUUAUCUUGCGCCCCCUGGGAAUUGCCAUCAUGCACCCCGCCCGACAGGUCAUUCUCCCUCAGGACACCAAUCCCUGUGCCUCGGCCAGCUGUAGUCAUCUCUGUCUGCUGUCCGCUGACAAACGCUCCGGAUACUCCUGUGCGUGUCCUGUGGGUAUGAAUCUCAACUCGGACAGCAGCACCUGUAGAGAAGUGACUCAAGAGUACUUGGUGUACAUAACAAAGACAGGCCUGGUAGGGCUAAGCCUCAACAAUAACACCAUCCAUGAUGUGCUGCCCAUCUCUAGUAAACAAAAUGUCCUGGACGUGGACUUUGAUACACUCAACAAGACAAUGUAUAUAGUGCAGAGCCCAGAGGUUGGAAAUUCGUCUGUAAAGGCCAUCUCAAUAGAAACUGGAAAAAUAAAGGAAAUGAAUCCUACUCUGUUUUCUGGGAGCCCCCGAGCCAUUGCAGUGGACUGGAUAGCUAGGAACCUGUAUUGGACAGAUGAUGAGUCAGGGACGAUUGAGGUUAUGAGGAUGGAUGGGGAAAAUCACUUCAGGAAAGUUCUUCUCAGUAACACAGGCAAAAACUACGACUGUGCCCGGCCCGUGUCUUUGGUGCUAGAUCCAGAUCAUGGAAAGUUGUACUAUGCUGACCAAGGAGGAAAUGGGCUGCCUUCCAAGAUUGGAGGAAUGAGUUUGAGUGGGAGUAACCCGUUUGUUGUCCUUCAAAGACGCGUGGAAAAACCCGAGUACAUUACAAUGGACAGAAACACAGAGACUUUGUACUGGACAGACUCCGGCAGACAGUGGAUUAUGAGAUGUGGAAUACGGCCCCGCAGUGUGACCGUGUUUUUGAACCACCUGAGUCACCCCAGGGGGAUUGCUGUGUUUAGAGACAAACUGUACUAUGUGGAUGCUGACUUUGAAUCCAUCUUCUCUCUACCACUUAAUUCCCCUAAUGCUAAGAAGCAAGUUGUCAAGACAAAUAUUGUCAUGCUUCAUGGACUGAAAAUCUACAGACAACUCCAUCAAAAAAAUGUACAGCCGCAUGGCUGUGUGGUGAAGUUUGGGGAGGUGUCCGCUGUCAGGAAGAUGAGCUACGGGAACUGUGAACAGCUCUGUCUCCCGGGGCCCGGACAGUUCCGCUGGAAGAACCUCUGUCAGUGUUCCACAGGAUUCCAGAUGAACUCCACCACUGGGAAAUGCCAGAUGGAGGACACUUUUGCAGUGGUGUCGAUGCUGGAGGUGAUUCGAGGAUUUUCUCUGAUUCCGGGUCACAACGAUGCCAUGGUUCCUAUCAGAGGGCCAGACCGUGUAGCUUUACAUGUGGAUGUCCAUGUGGCUGGCCAGCACAUAUACUGGUGUGACUACGACCCCACAGGUUUGAAACUGGGCAACAACAAUGGAAUCCGACGGAUUCGUGUGGAUGGGUCCGGAUAUGAGGAGAUCGUGGUGGAUGGCAUUGGAAUAAAGUCAGGAGAGGGCAUCAAAGGAAUCGCUGUCGACUGGAUUGCAGGAAAUUUAUAUUUCACCAACUCCAAGAACUAUGUGACCUACAUGGAAGUGAGCAGGAUGAAUGGAACCCACCGAAUGAUAUUGUUCCAGGAGAAAGAGGCUACUCCAAGAGCCCUGGCUGUCAACCCCAUCAAAAGAUAUUUGUAUUGGUUGGACCAGGGUCAGUUCCCUAAGAUAGAGAGAUCCCAUCUGGAUGGCAGUAACAGGACUGUUCUUGUGAAGCACGGGAUCAUAUAUCCGCGGGGAAUCACCAUUGACAUCACAACCCACGAAGUUUACUGGGUCGACUCCAGAGUGGACGCCAUUCAGAAAAUGUCCUUCAGUGGAGGAAACAGAAAGUAUGUCAAGAGUAACCUCCCUUCACCAUUUGGAAUAGCCAUCAAAGAUGAUUACAUGUACUGGGUAGAUCGCAAUCUGAAGAAAGUAUUUAAAGCCAGAAAAAACAUGGAAAACUCUAGAGCGAUUGUAGUAAAGAAUAAUUUGGAAAUGUUACGAGAUAUUGCAAUCUUCCAUGUUUCUGUUCAGCCAAAUGUGUCCAGCCCAUGUAGUGAAAACAAUGGAGGCUGCGAACAGCUCUGCUUCUCCUUCCCAAACAAGACGGAGCCUAAAUGUCAGUGUGCCACGGGUGUCUUGGAUAAAAACGGGAAAUCCUGCAAUGCUCCUAACGAGUACCUUGUGGUGGCAGCAGAAACGGAAAUAAUCAGUGUGUCUCUGGAUCCCAGGAUUAAGUCUGCCCCUAUACCCCCGGUCAAGGGACUAUUUGGAGUGGUCGCUGUGGACUUCGACUAUGAUGAGAGUUACAUCUAUUUCUCACAGGUUUUGAGACGGUCCAUUGGUAGGGUCAAAAUGGGUACCAAUGACAUUGAAGAUAUGGCAAAGACUGGAAAUGACUCUGGAAGUCCCAGAGCUAACUCAGCUACAGCUGAGGGGCUGGCUGUAGAUUGGGUAGGGAAGAAGGUCUACUGGUCCGAUGUGUUUACUGGUCAGAUUAUGAGUAUGACCCUCAACAAGACACAUAAGACCCCCCUCAGCCAUGUGGCCACCCCUAGAGCCGUGGCUGUCCAUCCUUGCCAGGGUUUGCUGUUCUGGACAGACUGGACUCAUCCCAAGAUAGAGAGGAGCACCAUGGCUGGCAAUCUACGUAAAACCAUUGUGAAGACUGACUUAGGCUGGCCCAACGGGCUUUCUAUUGAUUACGACGAGGACAUGAUUUACUGGGCAGAUGCCCUGAGAGACAGAAUAGAGAGGGCGAACUUCAAUGGACAGUACCGAGAGAUCAUCGUACAGUCCACUGUCCACCCCUACUCCAUGACUGUGUUUGGUCAUUAUGUGUACUGGACAGACUGGACUCUUCAUGGUGUGUAUAGGGCUGAAAAACACACAGGGGCUAAUAUGGUGGUCAUGGUGGAAGGAAUUUUGAAUCGUCCAAUGGGAAUUACCGUCUUCUCUCCCCGCAGGCAAAAAUGUGACAAUGACCCCUGUACUCCGUUUAAUGGCGGCUGUAGUCACAGCUGUCACCCCGCUCCAGACGGUCAGGCUGAGUGUAAGUGUCCCGAGACAGAUGGUGUGACCUACAAACUGGGCAACGGAGGCAAGAUGUGUGUACCCAGCAACCACACCUGUAAAUCCAACCGCUUUGUGUGCAGCAACGGGCAGUGCCUCAGCUACAAGUGGGUGUGUGACUCGGACCCAGACUGUAGCGAUGGAUUUGAUGAAAAUCAGAAUAUGUGUGCAACCCAUGUUUGUGACCCGACCUUUUUCCGGUGUAACAAUGGGCGGUGUAUUCAGCCCCAGUACCGCUGUGAUUAUGAUGACGACUGCAAAGAUGGCUCGGAUGAAAUGGACUGUGAUUAUCCAAAGUGCACAGACAAGCAAUUUGAGUGCAAGAACUUCCGAUGCAUUAGCAAAAACUUGGUCUGCAAUGGAGAAGACAAUUGUCGAGAUGGCAACAAAACAGAUGAAAUCCAAUGUCCGGAUCGUCCCUGUGAGAAAGGAAAGACAAAGUGCCCCAACAGCAACAAGUGUCUGGCUCGCCGCUAUCUCUGUGAUGGGGAUGACGACUGUGGAGAUAACUCGGAUGAGAACCCUCUGUUCUGUAAAUCGGUGGCUUGUACUGAUGGUUACUAUGAAUGUAAGAUUACACACAAAUGUAUCCCCAUGAACUGGUACUGUGAUGGAGACGAUGACUGUGGAAUGGGAGAGGAUGAAAUGCCAGACUGUAAGAAGACAAACAACACCUGUUCCAGUAACCAGUUUACCUGUGCCAAUGGUCGCUGUAUAUCCAAGAGAUGGGUGUGUGAUGGAGAUGAUGAUUGCAUGGAUAACUCGGAUGAAGCCCCAGAACUCAAGUGUGUGGAAAGAGCUUGCCCUGCUGACACGUUUACCUGUGAGUCCAACAAACUGUCCGGCCGCUAUUCCUGCAUUGACAAACGCCUAGUGUGUGAUGGCGUCAAGAACUGUGUGAAGGGUGAGGACGAGAUGAUGAAUUGUACAAGCCGCACCUGUCAGCCUGGCGAGUUCCAGUGCACCAACGGUAUCUGUAUCGCCCAGCACUUCCACUGCGACCAUGAACAAGACUGUGGGGAUGGAUCGGACGAGACGGAGGCCUGCAAAUAUCCCCUCUGUAAUGAGGGGAAGUUUGAGUGUGACAACAAGCGCUGCAUAGCAGGAAGAUACGUGUGUGAUGGUGACAAUGACUGCACAGAUAACUCAGAUGAGAAGAACUGCACUCACACAGAGAACAAGUGUCCCAAUGGAGAGUUCCAGUGUAAGAAUGGAAAAUGUAUUGACUAUAAGUUGGUGUGCAACAAAGAAUAUGACUGUGAAGACGAGUCGGAUGAAAACAAAUGCAAUGUCAAUGAGUGUGAGUCCAUUCUGACCAACAAUUGUGAGCACAAGUGUAGAGACACCAUCACCAGCUUUGUCUGUGAAUGUGACCCAGGCUACAAACUCCAGACCGACAAAAAGAGCUGUGAGGACAUUAAUGAGUGUACAGAGGUGCCUGGGUCCUGCAGUCAGACCUGCAUUAACUCCCCUGGCAACUACACCUGUAAAUGUGAGAAUGGCUUCAAGAAAGAAAUCAAUGGCCGAUCCUGCAAAAAAACUGACAAUGUCACCCCCUGGUUGAUAUUCACCAACAAGUACUACAUCCGGGAACUGUCCACGGACGGCAAGAACUACCGGCGUGUGUCCCAGGGCUUUGACAAUGUGGUGGGCUUUGACUUUGACUACAGGGAGGACAGGAUGUACUUUACAGACGUCAGGGCCAAGAAGAUGUACAGGAUGCACCUGAACGGGACCAAUAAGGAGGUGAUUGUCCGACACAGUAUGCUUGGAGCUGAGGGACUUGCUGUGGACUGGAUUGGACGAAAAGUGUACUGGGUGGACAGCAGAAAACAGUCCAUAUACGUGACGGAGAUGAAUGGGACCAGUAGGCUGACUCUAUUCAAGGGAGGAUUCAUGAAGAACCCCAGGGCUUUCGUAGUGGAUCCAAUCAGGGGUUAUGCCUACUGGACAGAUUGGGCUGUUACGCCGUAUAUUGGAUGCAUAGGGAUGAAUGGAAUCAAUGCUUCCAAAGUGAUCACCAAUAAGCUUGGCUGGCCCAACGCUCUGGCUGUAGACAUCGUCAAUGGCAGACUGUGGUGGGGAGAUGCUCAUCUAGAUUACAUUGAAUAUGCUAACACAGAUGGAACAAACAGACACAUUGUGAUGCAGGGUAAAGUGCCCCACCCCUUUGCCAUCACGCUGUUUGAAGACUUCAUGUACUGGACCGACUGGAACCACAAGUCUGUGGAGAAAGCCAAUAGAUUCACGGGGGCCAAUCACACAGUGCUUCAACACGUCACCCACCGACCCAUGGACAUCCACAUCUACCACCCCUUACAGCAACCCAAAGGUAUUAAUCCAUGUGGGAACAACAAUGGGGGAUGCUCUCACCUGUGUUUGAUUGGACCUGGGGGUAAGAACUACACCUGUAACUGCCCAAAUGACUUUUUGCUGAGUGUGGAUCUGAAAACUUGUGUAGCUAACUGCAGCAGAAGCCAGUUCCGGUGUGGAAUCACAGACGAUAGGUGCAUCCCUAAAAUCUGGAAAUGUGACGGAGAAAAGGACUGUCUGGAUAACUCGGAUGAGCCUGAAGACUGUCCUGCCAAUCACUGUGCUCCGGGCCAGUUCCAGUGCAAGAACAAGAACUGUACGUACGCCUUCAGUGUGUGUGACCUCCACGACGACUGUGGAGAUAACUCGGACGAGGAGAACUGUGAGAACAGACAAUGUGAGCACUUCCAGUUCAAGUGUGGCAACAACAAGUGUAUCCCCCAGGGCUGGGUGUGUGAUGGGGACGAUGACUGCGGGGACAAUAGUGAGGAAGACUCCUCCAUCUGUGGUAACAGAACAUGCGACUCCCACCAGUUUACCUGUGACAAUGGAAAAUGUAUCCCCUCCUCCUGGCAUUGUGACUACGACGAUGACUGUGGGGACGGCUCCGAUGAAAAGAAAGAGUGGAACUGUGAGGCCAGAAAAUGUGUAGAGGGAUGGUGGAAGUGUAAAACCAACUACCGGUGUAUACCUAAUUGGCAGCGGUGUGAUGGGAGAGACGAUUGCCGUGACAACAGUGAUGAAAACGAGGCAGAUUGUCCUACUUGUCAUCCCACAGGAGAUUGGCAGUGUGCCAACAAACGCUGUAUUCCCAAACGCUGGCUUUGUGACUUUGAUAGUGAUUGUGAUGAUAAGAGUGAUGAAGACCCAAAACUCUGUGCCAAUUUGUAUAGGAACUGCUCAGAAUCGGAGUUCCGAUGUGACAAUCAGAAGUGUAUUCGCGGGAAGUGGCGCUGUGACCAUGACAACGACUGUGGGGACAAUUCAGAUGAGGAUCCAGUCUACUGCAAAAAAUACCACCAGUGUGAGGGUGAUCAGUUUCAGUGUGCGAGUGGUCACUGCAUCAGCAACAAGACUUUGUGUGAUGGACGACGAAACUGUCAGGACAUGUCGGACGAGAAGAGCUGUAACCCUCGCUUCCCUGGUGGAAGAUUCUGUCCAGCGUCCAAGUUUGAGUGCACUAACACAAUCUGCAUCCCCAAAGAAUGGCGCUGUGACGGUAACGAUGACUGCGGGGACAAGUCGGAUGAGGAGGAUGCAGUCUGCAGCAACAUUCCGUGCGACCCCAAAACCCGGUUCCGCUGCCAGAACAACAGGUGUAUCCCCAGGUGGCGCCUGUGUGACAAGGUGGACAACUGUGGAGAUGGAUCAGAUGAAAACAAUCUGGAUUUAUGUGGUGAAAAAUUCGGCCAUUGUAAUGCUUCACAGUUUAAGUGUGCUAAUAAACGGUGCAUCAAUGCGACCGGUGUAUGUGACAGUGUGGACGAUUGUGGAGACCACUCAGAUGAACUCGGCUGUCAUAAGACUUCUGGUCACGUAAAUUGCAGUGUAGACAAUGGCGGCUGCGACCACAACUGUACAGACCUGAAGGGGUCCGGCUACCUCUGUUCCUGUAAGCCUGGCUACCAGAUCUCCAGCAACAAGAAAACAUGUGAAGAUGUGGAUGAAUGUGUAACCUGGGGAAAUCAGUGCCCACACAUGUGUCACAAUGUGAAGGGAUCUUUCAAGUGCAUGUGUUAUGCUGGAUUCUCUGAUGUCAAAGGCAAAGGAACAGUGUGCAAAGCAGAGGGUAUGACCACUGUUUUCUUUACCACCGGACAUGAAAUUCGUCAGAUUAUCCUGGACAGAAAGGAGUACUCCGGGACGGUCAACAGUGGACAGUACCUGGGUGGAAUUGACGUGGAUAUGAGUCGGAAACUGAUCUACUGGACAGAUACUUCCAUGAAAAAGAUCCGACGGGCUGGCAUCCCGCGGAACAUGAAGGCCGAUUCCGAGACGGUGCCUCAAGAUCUCAACAUCAUGACUUAUCAACCGGAAGAUGUGGCCAUCGACUGGGUAGCAAGGAACAUCUACUGGACGGAUUCAGCCCACAAUACGAUAUCUGUUGCAAAAAGUGAUGGCAGAUAUGCAAAGAUUUUGAUCAGGAAUGAUCUUCAAUUUCCCCUGGCUAUAGCUGUCAAUUCUAAGUUAGGUUGGAUGUACUGGACAGAUGCCAGUGGUUCUUUACCAAAGAUAGAGAGGGCCUGGAUGAAUGGUGAGCAUCGAGAGGAGCUGGUAUCUACCCGCCUGGGGCGCCCCACAGGGCUCGCCAUCGAUGACCACAUGAAUGAUCGAGUGUUCUGGUGUGAUUCUAAAGAAAACCUCAUCGAGUCAAUGAAUGCUGAUGGCUCAGAUAGAGUCAUAGUUAUUGGGAAAGGUAUAAUCAACCCUAUAAGUGUGGACGUGUUUGAGAGUACCCUGUACUGGGCCUCCCAGCAGACAGGGAAGCUCAUGACAAUGGACAAGUUUGGGCGGGGUGUCAAUGUCACCCUCCAGGCGGGACUCCUGCUGCCAUCCUCCCUCAAGAUCUUCCACCCACAAAGACACAAUAUGACAGUUAAAAACCGCUGCCUGACCUCCUCGGAGAAAUGCAGUCAUCUGUGUUUGUUAACACCUGACAGUUUCAGCUGUGCUUGUCCAGAAAGGGCCCAGUUCAGGGAUCCUUUUACCUGUGAUGCAGCUUGGGAGGAGGAGAUCCCCGACCCUGAGGUGUGUGAAUGCUACAACGGAGGAACUUGUGUGAUGAUUAAUGGCACCGAGUCCUGUUUGUGUAGAAGUGGAUAUGGCGGUGAUGAUUGUCUGUUAAAACUGCCUGAAAAACUGAAGAAUCAAGAGGAAUCAGCCACAGAUGUGAUCGGUAUCAUUGUGCCUGUUGUGGUGGUGACAUUUGUAAUGGUGGCUUUUAUCCUACUCCUGUUCAUUCUAACGAAAAAAGGAAAACUUUUGCUGAAGGCGCGAGAUUUGAAGGUUGGAUCUAGCAGUGUAUCCUACCGAGAUGGAGGCAAUGUCCAGAUAGCUCCCCCAUUUAAUUUUGAGGAGCCCAGUGUGAACAGAACCGCUGAGGAUGGAAGUGAAAUAGACUCCACUAACUUUAGUAAUCCAAUGUUUUUCAAAGCAGAGGGUAUUGACACUACCCUCCGCAGUGCUCCGGAUAUUCAGGCUCCAUCGGACUCCAUAACAUUGUCACAAAGUGAUACUGCUCACACAAAUGGACAUCUAGACUCAUCCAUUUAACCUAAUGUGUAUAGCAAAUCACCAAUCUACAAACGUUCUGUAUACAGAGAGAUGAGGAAAGAAUGUCUGAUGUGAAUGUUGUAUGUGUGCUAGUGAAUACAGCCAUACUUUUGUAUUUCAUGUUUAUUUUGUAUAUAAUCAAAUUCAUAUCCAAUGUUUUAUUUUAAUAUGUCACAUGUUUUGAUAUUGCUUUUGCAAAAAAAAAGAAGACACAAAUGCAUGGUUGCAGGAAUUGGUUAAUUUGAUGAUUAUUAAAAGUGCAGCAUAAUGUACAGAUGAUUAUCACAAUAAACCUGUUAUUUUACAGAUGUUUUCUUCUUUUACUGCAAAUUAGCAAUGUUAUACCUGUUCUGUGUUAAAAGCAAACUCUAUGUUGUCAUUUAUUCUU
Molecule: messenger RNA, 13784 nt
Organism: Magallana angulata
Lineage: Eukaryota; Metazoa; Mollusca; Bivalvia; Ostreida; Ostreidae
Product: low-density lipoprotein receptor-related protein 2-like
Exons: 83
Coding region: 158-13396 (4412 amino acids)
Molecular function (GO): protein binding; calcium ion binding
Source: RefSeq, a predicted model, not a curated record